Coniophora puteana RWD-64-598 SS2 is the source of this 423-nucleotide messenger RNA. RefSeq lists its product as uncharacterized. The transcript has a single exon. The annotation marks the transcript as partial. Lineage: Eukaryota; Fungi; Basidiomycota; Agaricomycetes; Boletales; Coniophoraceae. The record is from RefSeq and is a predicted model, not a curated record.
GAGGAAAGCCAGCCUGCUAUGCAGGGUUUGAACGAGAACCGCGCCAUCGUCCUUGAUGGGGUCUCAAGCUGCGAUUUUGAUCAGUUCCUUAAACUUUUGUAUUCCCAGCCCAUUCCGCUGGAUAUCGACACCAACACUGCUAGGACCAAGCUGGGUUUAUCGGUACACGAAUGGAUGGCGGCGCUCAAGAUUUCACAUCAUUUAUGGAUGAUGAAAAUUCAUCAACUUUCUAUUGACUGCAUGACCGAUGUGGCGAUGGAUCCGGUGGACAAAGCAGCGAUGGCCCUUGAAUACGGCAUCGAAUCGUGGCUGAAGCCGUCUUUGAACGAGCUUGCGAGGCGGCCCCAACCCAUGACAAGGGCGGACGCGGACCGGCUGGGCAUCGAUGUUAUUCUGAAGAUGGCGGAGGUACGGGAGUCCAUC